AAAAGUAUCAUCAUUACUUCAAAAACGUACUGUUGUUACUCAAAUGGAAACCAACCAUCAAAAAACUUUUUCGAAUCAAAAAAACAUCCCUCGUCUUCCAAUUCCGACAUUGAAAGAAACGGCUGAACGUUAUAAGAAAUCUUUAUUACCUCUUUUAUCUACUUCGGAUUAUAAUCGAGCAGUCAAUGCUGUUGAUGAAUUUAUGAAAGAAGGUGGUUUUGCUGAAGUUCUUCAACAGAGAUUACACGAAGUUUAUAAAAAUGAAAAGUAUAAUUGGCUCGAGUCUAUCUGGUUAAACAAAGCCUAUUUAGAAUGGAGAGAUCCAUCUCUUAUAAACGUUAAUUG
Messenger RNA from Racocetra persica, 345 nucleotides. The record is from the annotation of a GenBank genome assembly. Lineage: Eukaryota; Fungi; Glomeromycota; Glomeromycetes; Diversisporales; Gigasporaceae.